AUGUUUAACAGAAAAAGAAAGGGUGACUUUGACGACGAUGACGAGGGUUACCGUGAUUACCGCCCUCGUAUGCCUAAGAGACAGAGAAUUCCGCCUGUGGUCCAACUUUGUAAGGAAAUGAUGCCAGAUAUCUGCACCAUAGGAGAAUCUGUAAAGGCUUUUGAUGAUGACAUUAAAUUCUUAAGUGAAGCUAUCAUUAAUGAAUACGGCAAUGACGAUUAUUUUAAUAACGCCCUUUUCCAAACUUUACGUGCAGUUGUAAUAGAACAACCUCAAAAGAUUCCUGCCAUUGCUCUAUUGGUCAUUGUUGUUAAUGCCGACAAUGCAGUCGCUGGGAAGAGUAUUAUCAAUUAUUUUUUUGAAGAACUUCAAAAAUGUGUUAAGGAAACCGUUGACGAGAGUUUUGUAGCAACAUCUAACGAAACUGGUCCAUGGAAUAAAAUAAAAUUGAUUUUGAGAUUCCUAUCAACUCUAUCUCCUAUCAUUUUAAAAGAUGAUCUAAUUGCAAUCUACACUAAAUUGUUAAAAUUAAGUGUAGAUUUGAACAAUCAAGAUUUGGGGAAGAGAAAUCCACUUUCAGAAGCAAUCUUUACCAACACAUUGUUAAACAUUCCCUAUCUUUUUUACUUUAACAAGACUGAUGAACCAAUGAAAGAAAGUGUUGAAGAAUUAAUUUCUUAUUUGGAAGCAAACUACAACAGUAAGAUUGCCGAUAUUAGCUUGUUGAGAGAAUAUAACUCCAACAGUCCUUAUGAAAUAACAGAACUUAUUCAAGUUGCUUUACCGAAUAUAAAAAGAGCUUUAGCAAAUAAUAUGGAACAAUUGAAUGACUUGUUUAUCGAUUACUCCCAUCUAUUACCAACUCAAGAAAUAGAAAAAUCUGGUUUUAAUGACGCACUAGAAUUACCUACUUUGGAACAAUUAAUACCAUUCAGUAACCUUGAUAAGGAAUGUGGAUCUGUUGAUAGCAUGUGGAGGGUUCCAAGAUAUAUUUUCCAUGUCUAUCUACCAAACUCCACAGGAAACUUCGAAACCGUAGUUCCGAUCAGCUCUUUUGCUGGCCAAUUAUUCAAUGAUAUUAUUAUUGAUCUUGUGGAAAGCUUGGAAUUCAAUAGACAGGAAGUCUCAAAGCAAGUUAUGAGUCUUGACUUGUUUUUCAAGUCUGGUAUAUUUGUUGAACCCGGUGAAUCCAUCGCUGAUUUGAUUGCAGACCACGAAGAAGAUCCUCUAUCGUCAACCUUUAAAAUCGAAGAUCUUGCCAUUGAGGCAAUUCUAAGUUUAAUAUUUAAACUUCCAAAGGUUUCACAACCAUUUGCCUAUUUCUAUACUUUGUUGGUGGAUAUAUGUUUAAGUUCACCAAAGGCUAUCGCGCCUGUUUUUGGUAGAGCCUUCAGAUUCUUUUACAACAACUUAGAUGAUUUGGAUUUUGAAUUAAGAUUGAGAUAUUUAGAUUGGUUCUCCAUUCAAAUGAGUAAUUUCAACUUCUCUUGGAAAUGGAAAGAAUGGGAAGAUGAUUCUAUCAAACUGAACAAAAUAUUUUACAACCCUAAGAUAACUUUUAUUAGAAACUUAAUCCGUAAAGAAUUAAGGCUAACAUCUAAUAUUGCUGAAGUUGAAGACAGUUUACCAGAUGAAUUUAUUCAAUACUUGGAUACCUCAUACGUUCCUACGGAGGAGAUGCUUUCGUUUUAUCAAUCUUUAUUUACAGAACAUACUGUUACGGUUGAAGAAGUAUCUACUAAUGAUCUUUUCUUUAAACUAAGUAGUAUUCCAAUGGAUGAAUCUGUCCGCACGUUACUAGACUAUGUCCACAAGCAAAAUGAACAAAGAGAUGUGAAUGACUUGAAGACAAUUAUAUCAGAUAUUAAGGAACAAUAUGGAUCAACCGUGACUGAUUUCAACCGUUUCAUAAUAGUUUUAUUAAUUCAAUGUGUCGUCCAUUCUGGUAGUAGAUCCUUAUCUCAUGCCAACAAGUACAUUAGUGAUUUGAAAGACGAAUUAAAUGAAGUAUUCGGUGCCUUAGAAAUCUCUCAAGAAGAAAAGGAAUAUACUAUUAUUGAUGCUGUGAUGAAAUAUUGGAACAAAAACUCUCAAAAUGGGUUUUUAAUUGCUGAUGCCUUGAAAUUUGCGGGUUUGAUCAGUGCUAAGAGUUUAUACAAUUUCUGCUUUACGGAAAUUAAUGGGAAGAAUUAUGGUAUUGUGGAUGGUACUGCAAUCGAAGCCAUUUUUAGGAAUCUAUCACAGCAGGGGAUUAGUAACCCAGAAAAUGUCGAAGACUUCGAAUUUGUCUUUGAAAAACUUUGUAUUAUUGUAAAUGGUGUUGUUCAAGAACUAGGUGUGCAAACAACUGAAGAGAUUCCGGCACAAAUUCUUGACCCAGAAAUGGAAAUGGAUUUGGAAACUGAAGGUCCAAGAUUAAAUUCUCUUUGGAAAUACUCUACAACUGUUAGUUUUAUUAAGAGUAUCCUAAGAAGAUACUCUAAGGAGUAUCGUUUACUGAGUGAAAAAUUCAAGGGUGGCAUGGAUAAUGCAAUUGUCCAUGAACCGACGAAAAAGCAAAUCCUUGAAUGGAUCAAAGAAGUUGAUAUAAUUUAA
Messenger RNA from Naumovozyma castellii, 2595 nucleotides. It is a transcript of the gene STO1, whose product is annotated as Sto1p. Bases 1 to 2595 code for a protein of 864 amino acids. The record is from RefSeq and is a predicted model, not a curated record. The transcript has a single exon. NCBI's taxonomy places the organism in Eukaryota, Fungi, Ascomycota, Saccharomycetes, Saccharomycetales, Saccharomycetaceae.